UCUCUUCGCCCGCAUACACACACACACACAUAUAUAUAUAUAUGUGUGUGUUCACGCACACUGCCUCGUUCACUCUCUCUCUUGAUCUCCAAAAAUCCCUACCAAAAAACCCCAGAAAGAUUGCGAAAUCAGGGCUAGUUUAGAUAUAGGCAUACAAAAUCUAGCCCUAGAAAUCUGUUCUCUGCGUUUGGUCUGGGCGCAUUUCGGUUUUAUUCUGAUUUCGACAACUGUGAUGGCGACGGCGAUUCAAGCCCCGUCGGGGCACCAGGUGGUUCAGGUUACGGUGGGGUCGGCUGUGGCGACGCCGGCGGCACAGCCGGGGGGAGGAUUCGGCAAUGCGUCGCUGUACGUGGGCGAUCUGGACGCGGCCGUGAACGAGGGGCAACUGUUCGAUCUGUUCAACCAAGUGGCGCAAGUCGUAUCGGUCAGGGUUUGCAGGGAUCAGGCGAGGCAAACCUCGCUCGGCUACGCUUACGUCAAUUUCGGCACCGCGCAAGACGCUGCUAAUGCCAGGGAGCUUUUGAAUUUCACUCCUGUCAAUGGGAAACCUAUCAGGAUUAUGUUUUCUCAACGGGAUCCUAGUAUCCGGAAGAGUGGAUAUGCUAAUGUGUUCAUUAAGAACUUGGACACAUCCAUAGAUAGCAAGGCCUUGCAUGACAUUUUUGCUGCCUUUGGCACUGUGCUUUCUUGCAAGGUAGCAAUUGAUGCCAAUGGUCAAUCAAAAGGAUAUGGGUUCGUGCAGUUUGACCAGGAGAAUGCUGCCCAAAAUGCAAUUAGGCGGUUAAAUGGCAUGCUGAUUAAUGAUAAACAAGUUUACGUGAGCCUUUUUGUUCGUCACCAGGAAAGAAACCAAGCAACCGGAUCUCCAAAAUUCACCAAUAUCUAUGUGAAAAACUUUUCUGAAACUAUUACUGAUGAGGACCUUAAGAAUACUUUUGGCAAGUAUGGUCCCAUCACCAGUGCAGUAGUAAUGAGGGAUGCAAAUGGGAAGUCUAGAUGUUUUGGUUUUGUAAAUUUCCAGAGUCCAGAGGCUGCCGCCGCUGCAGUAGAGAACUUGAAUGGGACAUCUCUAAAUGACGACAAAGUUAUAUAUGUUGGGAAAGCUCAAAGAAAAGCAGAAAGGGAAGCAGAACUAAGGGCAAAAUUUGAACAGGAAAGGAGAAGUAGAUUUGAGAAAUUACAAGGUGCUAACUUAUAUAUCAAAAAUCUAGAUGACAACAUUAAUGAUGAAAGACUGAAGGAGUUAUUUUCUGAGUUUGGAACCAUAACAUCAUGCAAGGUCGUGCUUGAUUCACAAGGGGUGAGCAAGGGGUCUGGUUUUGUGGCCUUCUCUACGCCUGAUGAAGCUGCAAGAGCAUUGAAUGAAAUGAAUGGGAAGAUGAUUGGUCGAAAACCUUUGUAUGUUGCUGUGGCCCAGCGUAAAGAAGAAAGGAAGGCGUUAUUGCAGGCACAUUUUGCUCAUGUACAAGUAUCAGGUGGAAUGGCAGUUUUGCCUACAGGAAUGCCUGGAUUUCACACAGGGACACCCAGGUUUGCUCCUCAGCAGUUGUAUUUUGGUCAAGGUGCACCUGGUCUGCUAUCUCCUCAACCUGCUGGCUAUGGGUUCCAGCAGCAACUCGUGCCUGGUAUGCGCCCAGGUUUUGCGCCAAAUUUUGUUAUGCCAUUUCAUCUUCAGAGACAAGGACAAUCUGGACAGCGAGGAGGUAGGAGAGGCGGGAAUCCACCACAAAUGCAGCAGCACCAGCAGCUGAUGCAUCGCAACCCAAAUCAUGGUUUGAGGUACGUGGCCCGAAAUGGUACUGAUCCAUCCAUGGUUCCCCAAGGUCUCAUGGCUCCACUGAUGCCAUUGCCUUUUGAUGGUUCGGGGAUGUCAACAAAUCCAAUGGAUAUACGGAGUCCUGUACCAGUGCCAAUGUCAACACUUGCUUCUGCUAUGGCUUCUGCUACGCCAGAGAAUCAGCGCAUGAUGUUGGGAGAGCAGUUAUUUCCGCUGGUGGAGCAGCUUGAGCGUGACCAUGCAGGAAAAGUGACGGGAAUGUUGCUGGAGAUGGAUCAGACUGAGGUUCUCCAUCUGAUCGAGUCUCCAGAUGCUCUGAAGAAGAAAGUUGGGGAGGCCAUGGACGUCCUCAAUUUAGCAUCAUCGGGAGCUGAUGUUGGUGAUCAGCUGGGCUCAAUGACCUUGAAGGAAUGAAAGGAGCCCAGUUUUUCUUGCUGAGCUGAGCAUAUAAUAUCUCUCAUAUGGGGAUGGAUCUGCAGGCCCAUUUUUUGUUAGGGUUUAGGGCUUGAUGAGCUUUGACUGGUUAGUUGGGGGGGUUUUGUUUUCACCUAGUUCUAAUUUUUAGGAGGAUCUCAUCUGUUCUCUUCUCUGCUCUCCUCUCCUCUCUUCUCCUCUCCUCUCUUCUCUUCUCUUCUCCUCUCCUCUCUUCUGUUUUCGUGGUGGCAAGUUCUGGCUGGAAAUUAAACUAUUUUCUUGGGGACAGUAAUAUCUUUAUUUUGUGUGUGUUUGGUUAGACUAUAUAUGCUUUUGCCAUUUUACUGGGGAUUUGAAUGGCGUGCUUUC
Molecule: messenger RNA, 2560 nt
Organism: Diospyros lotus (date-plum)
Lineage: Eukaryota; Viridiplantae; Streptophyta; Magnoliopsida; Ericales; Ebenaceae
Product: polyadenylate-binding protein 3
Exons: 7
Coding region: 233-2191 (652 amino acids)
Cellular component (GO): ribonucleoprotein complex
Molecular function (GO): RNA binding
Source: RefSeq, a predicted model, not a curated record